AUGUUCCGCUGCUCUACAUCUCGCUCUGCGUUACACCGGAUAGCCGCUGCGCUACACCCAACUACUCGUGAUGAACCAACCCUCCACGAAAAGAAAAGUCCUUAUCAUGAGGAGAGUUCGCCCUGCACAGGGGACGACAACCACCAACCUGCGCCGUUCCGUUGCGCACAGGAGCAAUUUGACUCUGGCGCGAGCACUCCUACAGUCACAGAUCAUGGCACGCCGAAACUCGACACCGCCAGCAUUGAUAUCCCAGACGGAGGCUUGGACGCGUGGUUGACAGUCGUUGGAGGAUGGCUCUUUACCUUUUGUACCUUCGGUUAUGCCAGUUCCUUCGGUGUCUAUCAAGACUACUAUAAGGCGACGGGUAAGAACUCCUCGUCUGACAUCAGCUGGAUAGGCUCUUUGCAGCUUGCGUUCAUGUUCUUUACCGGCCUGCCUGCUGGCCAGCUGUUCGAUAUGGGAUAUUUUCGCUAUACAUCAAUCAUCGGCACUCUUUUGUAUUCAUUCUGCAUUUUCAUGCUGUCCCUCGCUGAUACGAACCGUUAUUAUGAACUUGUGCUGUCUCAAGGGAUCGGCAUGGGAUUGGGCGGCGGGCUUCUCCUCGUGCCUGCCCUUUCUGUACAAGCGCAUCACUGGCGAAAACGACGAGCGUUUGCGAUGGGAAUUGCACUGACUGGUGAGUGUACCUCAGUGGGGGGUAUCAUAUAUCCCAUCAUGCUCAACAAGUUGUUUUACAGUUCAGUGGGCUAUGCUUGGGGCGUCCGGGCUUCCGCGUUCCUGACGCUCGGCUUGCUCACCAUUGCAAAUUUUAUCACCAAGACGCGAUUACCCAGUGCAAAGGACCGUCCCAAGCAGCAUGUCAGUUUUAAGUUGUUGAAGGAGCUUGGCGGAGACGUGCCGUACAUGUUGGCAGUGGGAGGGGCAUUUCUAGUGCUGUGGGGACUCUUCUUUCCAUAUUUCUACUUGCAAGUAUGGGGAAAUAGUCACGGCCUUUCAAAGACGCUCGAUUUCUACACCCUUGCGAUUCUGAAUGCAGCGUCUAUCUUUGGGCGAACGAUCCCGAAUCUGCUUGCUGAUAUCUUUGGUAUCUUCAAUCUGGGGGUUCCCUUUGCGUUUAUCAGCAGCGCGCUCAUCUUUGCAAUGUUUGGAAUGAAGAGCAAUGGCGCUGAAAUUGCGUUCUCUAUCUUGUACGGUUUUUGGUCAGGAGGAUACAUCGCACUGUUUCCACCGAUGAUGGCCGGCUUCUCGAGAAAUAUGGAGGAAGUAGGGUGCGUAAUAGGCGUUGCUUACUUUCUGUGUGCCUUCGCGUUGUUGACAGGAACACCUAUCACCGGUGCAUUGUUAGGCCCUAGCGACCAUUGGGCUAAACCCAUUGUCUUCAGCGGAGUACGCGCAUCGUGUAUGUUGCACAAAGUUAUGUACUUAUCUUUAUGUUGUAGGUUGUAUGCCUCGCAGGCUCAUGCGUACUGCUCUUCUCUCGACAUCUGCUGGCAAUCCGCAAGGAUACCUGGCGUUUAUGAGUCCCUGGUCCGGUGAACCUCGUACACCAGGCCGCUCUCCAUUCUCCUCUUCGAACUUCGAUGACAACUUGUGAUGCACACAAGUGACGUGCUUCGUUUCUGGCAAGUCAUUGUUCGGACGUAGAGGUUUGCCGUCGGGGCAGACCACAUUGACGAUUUUGGGUUUCGGUCUUGCUACUGUAACCACGGAUAUAGUUUAUUUCUGGCUAUCGCACAUUGUCUGCAUCAUAAUUGUCUCGACUCCGUUGCUAUCCCGUAGUGUAGAUGCAUACCGAGAUCGUGUAGAUCCCUCGUUUAGAUACCGUAGAUUCUCCCUCUCUGUAAAGCUGUACUUACUCAUGAUCUGGAAAUGGAACUUCCUCGUCCAAGCUCAAUCGGUUUGAGAUUGGAUGG
Laetiporus sulphureus 93-53 is the source of this 1916-nucleotide messenger RNA. Its product is annotated as MFS general substrate transporter. Lineage: Eukaryota; Fungi; Basidiomycota; Agaricomycetes; Polyporales; Laetiporaceae. Bases 1 to 1539 code for a protein of 512 amino acids. The record is from RefSeq and is a predicted model, not a curated record. The transcript has 10 exons. Gene Ontology annotation, molecular function: transmembrane transporter activity. Gene Ontology annotation, cellular component: fungal-type vacuole membrane. Gene Ontology annotation, biological process: transmembrane transport.